This is a messenger RNA of Cyprinodon variegatus (sheepshead minnow), 4066 nucleotides long. Its product is annotated as neural cell adhesion molecule L1-like. Gene Ontology annotation, molecular function: protein binding. Gene Ontology annotation, biological process: axon guidance; cell-cell adhesion. The record is from RefSeq and is a predicted model, not a curated record. Gene Ontology annotation, cellular component: axon; plasma membrane. Lineage: Eukaryota; Metazoa; Chordata; Actinopteri; Cyprinodontiformes; Cyprinodontidae. Bases 446 to 4051 code for a protein of 1201 amino acids. The transcript has 28 exons.
AUGUACCACUGCAGAUCCAAUGCAAUACAAGACUUUAGAAUAGGAAUGAGCCAGACGACAGAGCUGCAAAGAUGCUGAGAUAAAGAAAAGAUAGAGAUAGGAAUGUGAUGAGGAGAAAACAGACGGGAUAAAUCAACGGGAUAAAAGACAGGUGGAGAUAAAGAAAGAGGAGGAACACCUGCAGAGUUGGCUGCAGAGGGAGGGAUUGUUGAAACGUCAGAGAGAAGCACACAGUUUCAGGAUCCUCAGUCAGACACUCGCCUCACACCACAACAACAGAUCCCUGGAAGACCAAAUUAAGGCACACAGUUGUUAACCCAUCGCCUGCCUCCAGCAGGCCUCCCUGGAGACUGUCUGGCUUGGUGCAUGAACUGGGAGGUUCUGUGUAGUCCCGUGUUGAUGAACGUGUGGGUGUUUUUUGUCACUUUUGAUGGGACAUUAAGAGAUGUGCGUGUCACAGCAUCCGUGGAUGGGCUGUAGGGGGCCAUACUCCCCUGUUCUCCCCCUCAUCCUCCUCCCUUUGUACUUCCUGCUUGCUCAGGGAGCUAUCAUCCUCCCGGAACAUUAUAAGUUACAAACCUUGGAAACUCUUCCCAACCUGACACAGGUGCCGAUAUCGGUAACAGCAUUUUCUCGAGAAGAUAUCAUCCUGAAAUGUGAGGCCACUGGUAACCCAACACCCCAGAUCCGCUGGGAAAAGGAUGGGAAACAGUUUGGUCCAGAGCAGACAGGGUCCAGUGUUGUUGACGCCUCAGAACAUGAAGAUAUGCCCCUGGAUUCAUUUGCAGGCAUCUACCAAUGCUUUGCCGCCAAUAACAAGGGAACCGCUGUGACACAAACUGCAAAGGUUAUAGUAGAUUCUGUUCCGCUUGUAACAAAAGAACAUGAACUCCACAAGACCGCAUUCGUAGGAGAGAGCAUCAUCCUGACCUGCAACCCUCCAAAGAAGUCAACUACUCCUCAGGUCUACUGGAUGGGAAAAAAAAUGCGACACAUCGACCAGACUGACAGAGUUAUUAUUGGCCUGGAUGGGAAUUUGUAUUUUGCAAAUCUUCUAAAGAGCGACAGCCGUAAAGACUACAACUGCUAUGCUCAAUAUGAGGAAGCCAGGACUGUUAUCCUUGUGACUGUUGCGAAACUCAACGUCGUGUCAAGUAACGAUGUUAUGCAUGAAAAAAAACCACAUCUCCUCCAGCCCCAAGGUUCCCAUACUGUAAAGCAGGCCCUCAGGGGUCAACGUCUCACCCUCGAAUGCAUCCCUAAAGGCCUGCCGACACCCAAGGUGGAAUGGGAGAAAACGGAUGGUGAUCUCAAGACCACAAGUGCCAGAAUUGAAACCUUUAAUCGCUGGCUUCACUUUGAGAGCAUCACUGAAGAUGAUGAAGGGGAGUACAAAUGUAGGGCUCACAACAGUCAUGGGAAUGCAACACAUUCCUUUACUGUUACUGUAAAAGCUGCUCCCUACUGGACCAAGGAGACCUCAGAUCUCAUGUAUGCACCAGGGGAAACUGUCAAACUAGACUGUCUGGCCAAGGGGAACCCAGAGCCCACCAUUUCCUGGAGUAUCAACGGCCAAUCGCUAGCAGUGGUGGAUGACGAUCCACGGCGUAUCGUAACAAGGACUGCUCUUAUACUGAGGGAUGUGAAGACGUCUGACACAGCCGUCUAUCAGUGUGAGGCCACCAACAUGAACGGCUCCAUCAUCCAGAAUAUCAACCUGUUUGUUGUUGAGCUUCCUCCUCAGAUCUUGUCUUCUGAUGGGAUAGUGUACAAAGUCUUUGAAGAUGAAGACGUCUACAUGCAGUGUGAAGCCUUUGGUGUUCCCCUACCAGACAUUUCAUGGUACCAUGAGGAUGAUAUUCCUCUGCUCUCAGAUCAACGUGCUUCCCUGUUUACUAAUGGAACUAUUGGGCUGGGUAACGUCUCCCAUACUGACCAGGGACUGUAUACCUGCUCUGUUGAUAACACCAACAUCUCCAUUACUGCUAACCUGGAAGUUUUCAAUCGAACUGUGAUCCAUAAAGGUCCUCAGGACAUCCACGUCCACAGAGGAGAAUCUGCUUUCCUGGACUGUCUUUUCUACAAAGAUCCUCGACUGCUUAAAUACGAGGUCCAUUGGAAGAAACGUGGACAGAAUCUGGAGUUAACAAUAGACAAAAAGUACACUAUGUUCAACAAUAACACAUUAAAAGUGAAAAAUGUCCAAAUAGAAGACACAGACAAUUACUCCUGUGAGGUCAGAACCGAAUCAUUGGGCCAGGUGACAGCCACAGGCUCCAUCACUGUUGUAGCUCCACCGGAACCUCCCAGCUCACUAACGCUUUCCGUUGACAACGACUACAGUGUCACGCUCAGCUGGACCCCUGGAGCCUCAAACAACAGCCCCACUACAGAGUUCAUUGUGGAAGCCCAAGAGCAGCCCCAGACAGAUAGCGGGAACCCAAGAUGGCAGGUGCUGAUGGAGAUACCCGGGGAUUUCAGUCACAUCCAGCUCAGCCUGCAGCCCUUCUGCAUUUACCGCUUCAGAGUUAUCGCUGUUAAUGAAGUUGGCAGGAGUCACCCAAGCAAAUCAACCAACAAGCACGCUACACCACCUACAGUUCCAUAUUCAAACCCCACUAAUGUGCGCACUAAUUCAACAGAACCAGGGAUUCUGCUCAUCACAUGGGAUGAGAUGGAAAAGCGUCUCCACAACGGCCAGGACUUCCGGUACCAGGUGUUCUGGCGGGAGGCUAACAGCCAAAACACAAACUGGGAAAGUUCCUAUGUCAAGUCUCCUCCGUUUAUAGUAAAUAACACUGGAACCUUCACACCGUUUGAGAUCAAAGUCCAGGCUGUCAAUGCAAAUGGAUCAGGACCUGCACCAGAGGCGAGGACCGGACAUUCAGGGGAGGACAAGCCAGAGGAGCCUCCCACUGGAGUUUCUUUCACUGUGAUGAACAGCACGGUCAGAGUGACGUGGAACGAAGCGCAGAACGUCCGUGGUCAUCUGCUGGGCUACAAGAUAUACAUCAGAAGGUUGGGUCCCCACAGUGCACGAGAGAGGAGGUCGCUUGGCAAACAUCACCACAUGAAGGAAAGAGAUAGACUUGAAAAACACAAACCGACGAACGGGGACAGCAGGGUGGUGCAUGUCCAUGGUGCAAAGACAUCUGCUGAAGUCACUGAUCUGCGUCUGUUCUCCCAUUAUGAGCUGAAGCUCACUGCCUUUAACAGCAAAGGGGAGAGCCCUCCUUCCCCUCCUGCACAUUUCAACACCCCAGAGGGAGCUCCUGGUCCUCCUUCAUCACUGAGGUUUGAAAGCCCCACAGAUACCUCAUUGGUUCUUUACUGGACCCCUCCAGAAGAAAUCAACGGAAAACUUAAGGGAUAUAGAGUUCUGUACCAGAAAGUUUCAAUGGGUGACGACAGUGAUGUGGUGAUGAGGGAGAUCCCAGACCCCAAAGUAGACUCCUUUGAACUCAAAGAUCUGGAUCCCAGCAGCUCUUACCUCUUUAAAGUUAUCGCCCAAACUGCAGCAGGAGACGGUCCUGCCAUUGAAAGGAUCAGCGCCACCCUACUAGAAGGAGCUCCUCCAUCAAACAUCACGGUAGUUUCCGGUAAUACGUCAUUCAACCUAAGCUGGGUCCCUGGAGAGCGCCACAGAAACCGAGGUUUCCAAAUCUCCUACCUCAGGAAGAGUGCUGGCGGUCAGUGGGAGAAAUCAGAGCUUCUCAACUCCUCGCAAGGUUUCUAUUCGCUGUCAGGACUCCAACCAGGAACAGAAUACAGCCUAAUGAUUGACCAUGAUAACAGCACCCUGUGGCAGGGGGUGUUCCGAACCGUAGGACCAGUGCCGUCAGAAAUGCCAGGCAGGUUUGCCACCCAGGGCUGGUUGAUAGGACUGAUAAGCGCCAUCCUGCUUCUGAUCUUGAUCCUCCUCAUCCUCUGUUUGAUUAAGCGCAGAAGGGGUGGAAAAUAUGCAGUGAAGGAAAAAGAAAAAAAGGACAUCGACUUUGACCUUCAGAACAAAGAUGAGACCUUCGGAGAGUACAGAUCCUUGGAGAGGUGAGGGAGUCCACCGUCC